Prionailurus viverrinus (fishing cat) is the source of this 1919-nucleotide messenger RNA. It is a transcript of the gene ISL1, whose product is annotated as ISL LIM homeobox 1. The record is from RefSeq and is a predicted model, not a curated record. The coding region runs from base 104 to 1153 and encodes 349 amino acids. The transcript has 6 exons. Gene Ontology annotation, molecular function: cis-regulatory region sequence-specific DNA binding; DNA-binding transcription factor activity, RNA polymerase II-specific. Gene Ontology annotation, biological process: neuron fate specification; axonogenesis; positive regulation of transcription by RNA polymerase II. Gene Ontology annotation, cellular component: nucleus. NCBI's taxonomy places the organism in Eukaryota, Metazoa, Chordata, Mammalia, Carnivora, Felidae.
GCCACUAUUUCCCACUUAGCCACAGCUCCAGCAUCCUCUCUGAGGGCUGUUCACCAACUGUACAACCACCAUUUCACUGUGGACAUUACUCCCUCUUACAGAUAUGGGAGACAUGGGCGAUCCACCAAAAAAAAAACGUCUGAUUUCCCUAUGUGUUGGUUGCGGCAAUCAAAUUCACGAUCAGUAUAUUCUGAGGGUUUCUCCGGAUUUGGAAUGGCAUGCGGCAUGUUUGAAAUGUGCAGAGUGUAAUCAGUAUUUGGACGAGAGCUGUACCUGCUUUGUUAGAGAUGGGAAAACCUACUGUAAAAGGGAUUAUAUCAGGUUGUACGGGAUCAAAUGCGCCAAGUGCAGCAUUGGCUUCAGCAAGAACGACUUCGUGAUGCGCGCCCGCUCCAAGGUGUACCACAUCGAGUGUUUCCGCUGCGUGGCUUGCAGCCGUCAGCUCAUCCCUGGGGAUGAGUUCGCGCUUCGGGAGGACGGGCUCUUCUGCCGUGCAGACCACGACGUGGUGGAGAGGGCCAGCCUGGGCGCCGGUGAUCCGCUCAGCCCUCUGCACCCGGCGCGGCCGCUGCAAAUGGCAGCCGAGCCCAUCUCUGCCCGGCAGCCGGCCCUGCGGCCCCAUGUGCACAAGCAGCCCGAGAAGACCACCCGCGUUCGGACUGUGCUGAACGAGAAGCAGCUGCACACCUUGCGGACCUGCUAUGCCGCCAACCCCCGGCCAGACGCGCUCAUGAAGGAGCAACUGGUGGAGAUGACAGGCCUCAGUCCCCGCGUGAUCCGGGUCUGGUUUCAAAACAAGCGGUGCAAGGACAAGAAGCGGAGCAUCAUGAUGAAGCAGCUCCAGCAGCAGCAGCCCAAUGACAAAACUAAUAUCCAGGGGAUGACAGGAACUCCCAUGGUGGCUGCCAGUCCAGAGAGACACGAUGGUGGCUUACAGGCAAACCCAGUGGAGGUGCAAAGUUACCAGCCGCCUUGGAAAGUACUGAGUGACUUCGCCUUGCAGAGUGACAUAGAUCAGCCUGCUUUUCAGCAACUGGUGAAUUUUUCAGAAGGAGGACCGGGCUCUAAUUCCACUGGCAGUGAAGUGGCGUCGAUGUCCUCUCAGCUCCCAGAUACACCUAACAGCAUGGUAGCCAGUCCUAUUGAGGCAUGAGGAACAUUCAUUCAGAUGUAUUUUUUUUCCCUGUUGGAGAAAGUGGGAAAGUAUAAUGUUGAACUCCGAAACAAAAGUAUUUAACGACCCAGUCAAUGAAAACUGAAUCGAGAAAUGAAUGCUCCAUGAAAUGCACGAAGUCUGUUUUAAUGACAAGGUGAUAUGGUAGCAACACUGUGAAGACAAUCAUGGGAUUUUACUAGAAUUAAACAACAAACAAAACCCAAACCCAACAUACGCUAUCCAAUGACCUUAGGAGUACUGAAAAAAAAAAAGACGUUUUUAAAACGUAGAGGAUUUAUAUUCAAGGAUCUCAAAAAAAGCAUUUUCAUUUCACUGCACAGCUAGAGAAAAGCAGAAAUACAGAUUUUCUAGUCCAUCCUAUUCUGAAUGGUGCUGUUUCUAUAUUGGUCAUUGCCUUGCCAAACAGGAGCUCCGGCAAGUGAGCAGGAAGAGAAAACUGGCCUCUUUGGCUGAAAGUCCUUUCAGGAAGGUGGAGCUGCGUUGGUUUGCGAUGUUUUUCGUUGACUUUAACAAGGGGUUAAUUGAAAUCCUGGGUCUCUUAGCAUGUCCAGUAGCUGGUUUCUUUUUUACUUUUGCCCCUCCCCCCUUCUUCUUCUUCUUCUUCUACUUCUUCUUCUUCUUCUUUGCUUUUUUUUUUUUUUUGAGAUCCAUCCUCUAUCAAGAAGUCAGAAGCGACUUUAAAGGUUUUUGAAUUCAAAUUUAAAAACCAACUUAUAAAGCAUUGCAACAAGGUUACCUCUAU